AUGUCUAAACGCACUGUAAGCAAUUCCCUUCGAACUCAAUGUACUUCUUCCUAUUUCUCACUGGCUGACGAGAUUAAGUUGUCUCCUUCCACCUCUUCCCGCCGAACUCGAGCAUCUACUACGGCAAUCCUACCUGACGUCGACCCCAAACAUCUCAUGCGCCAAACAAAAAGAAUGAGAAUUACUUCCCAAGCGCCCGUUCCUUCUCAACCUCCGUUGGUUGAUGCGUCUCGAGGAACGCUCGACACCAUUAAGGAUCGAUAUCAAUCCGCUCCUUCUCUCGACCAACAACCGUCUUUCCUCGAUGACCAGGUCAUCGAGCAAUACAUCGACUUCGACGGGGGUGCCGGGCCAUCCGCCACCGGUGAGAACCCAUCUCCUGCUAACUCUGUCGAGUCCGAACACGGUACCAUCGUUGAUAACCGAAAAUCUCCUGGUAAUAAGCCCACUGCGCCUCCUUCUGACUAUUCAGACGAUCUUGUCGAGGUUCCCCAUGAACUCGAAGGCAUUUUUCACGCCCCUCGCAAGAUUCCUGUCAAUGAUGAACUUGCGAAGGCUCUGGACGCUCGAAAAGACUCCGAAAUUGCUACUCUUUGGGCCAAAAUGACCUUCAAUUCUGUUCGUGACGCUCUGAAAGACGAAGCUCUUGAUCGUUUUCGCGAGACCAACGCCAUCAAACCCACUGUCAAGUGGUUUGGGAACGCGCUCGAUCGCUUGGCCCAAGGUUGGCGUCUCCGCAACAAGAGUGGCGCUGUUGUUCGUCUAGAGGGUGAACUCUGUUCUGAUUUCCAGCGUCGCCUUGAUGGCGGGGAAGAUUUUGUGUUGGUUGUAUUGGUCCUCGGUAUCACUGUCGGAGCAAAGAUGGUCACUUCCGAGGUAACUUUCGUCCUGGAGCACGAACUCUGCGCCGUUUCGGCCCGUUAUCGAUCCCUUUCCUCCCAGGAUUAA
Tremella mesenterica DSM 1558 is the source of this 948-nucleotide messenger RNA. RefSeq lists its product as uncharacterized. Lineage: Eukaryota; Fungi; Basidiomycota; Tremellomycetes; Tremellales; Tremellaceae. The transcript is spliced from 4 exons. The record is from RefSeq and is a predicted model, not a curated record. The coding region runs from base 1 to 948 and encodes 315 amino acids.